UCUCCACCACCGUCCGGAACUCAGAUUCUCCCCAGACCGCGAGGAUGAGAGUGAUGAUGCCUCCAACCUUCCUCCUGCUGCUCUCGGGGGCCCUGACCCUGACCGAGACCUGGGCGGGCUCCCACUGCAUGAGGUAUUUCUACACCGCCGUGUCCCGGCCCGGCCGCGGGGAGCCCCGCUUCAUCGCCGUCGGCUACGUGGACGACACGCAGUUCGUGCGGUUCGACAGCGACGCCGCGAGUCCGAGGAUGGAGCCGCGGGCGCCGUGGGUGGAGCAGGAGGGGCCGGAGUAUUGGGAGGGGGAGACGCGGGUGUUCAAGGACCCCGCACAGGGUUUCCGAGUGGGCCUGAACACCCUGCGCGGCUACUACAACCAGAGCGAGGCCGGGUCUCACACCCUCCAGACAAUGUACGGCUGCGACGUGGGGCCGGACGGGCGCCUCCUCCGCGGGUACAGGCAGGACGCCUACGACGGCGCGGAUUACAUCUCCCUGAACGAGGACCUGCGCUCCUGGACCGCGGCGGACACGGCGGCGCAGAUCACCCGGCGCAAGCGGGAGGCGGGCGGUGAGGCGGAGCAGGAGAGGAGCUACCUGGAGGGCGAGUGUGUGGAGUGGCUCCGCAGAUACCUGGAGAACGGGAAGGAGACGCUGCAGCGCGCAGAAGCCCCAAAAAGACACGUGACCCACCACCCCGUCUCUAACCGUGAGGUCACCCUGAGGUGCUGGGCCCUGGGCUUCUACCCUGCGGAGAUCACCCUGACCUGGCAGUGUGAUGGGGAGGACCUGACCCAGGACACAGAGCUUGUGGAGACCAGGCCUGCCGGGGACGGGACCUUCCAGAAGUGGGCGGCUGUGGUGGUGCCUUCUGGAGAGGAGCAGAGAUACACCUGUCGUGUGCAGCAUGAGGGGCUGCCUGAGCCCGUCACCCUGAGAUGGGAGCCACCCUCUGAGUCCACCUUCCUCAUUGUGGGCAUCAUUGCUGGCCUGGUUCUCUUUGUGGUCAUUGGAGCUGUGGUGGCUGGAAUUGUGAUCCGGAGGAAGAAGCACUCAGGUGAAAAAAGAGGGGGCUACACUCAGGCUGCAGGCAGCGACAGUGCCCAGGGCUCUGAUGUGUCUCUCACGAAUCCUAAAGGUGAGACCCUGGAGGCCUGAACUGGGGGAGGAGUUGGGUCAGAGGGGACAGGACUGGGUUAUGGGAAUUCUUUGAGUGGGACAUACUGAGCUUGUGGUGGGCUGUUGAGAAUGUUAACACUUAUGUGACUGACCUGAAUCUGUUCAUGAUUAUUUUCUCUCACAGUGUGAGACGGCCGCCUUGUGGGGCACUGAGGGAUGCAGGAUUUGUUCAGGCUCCCACUUUGUCACUUCAAGAUCCCCUGACUCCUCUUUCUGCAAGUGGCAUCUGAAUGUGUCUGCGUUCCUAUUAGCAUAAU
Molecule: messenger RNA, 1432 nt
Organism: Ceratotherium simum simum (southern white rhinoceros)
Lineage: Eukaryota; Metazoa; Chordata; Mammalia; Perissodactyla; Rhinocerotidae
Source: RefSeq, a predicted model, not a curated record